Messenger RNA from Macaca mulatta (Rhesus monkey), 9637 nucleotides. RefSeq names its product N-acetylated alpha-linked acidic dipeptidase like 2 (gene NAALADL2). The record is from RefSeq and is a predicted model, not a curated record. Lineage: Eukaryota; Metazoa; Chordata; Mammalia; Primates; Cercopithecidae.
UGUUACUAUAUAUAUUAAACAUAUAAUAUAUAAUGUGUAAAGUAUUAAUAUAUAUGAAUAUAAAUAUAUAUUUAUAUUUAUUCAUUUAUUUACCAGUCUAACUACAGCCAAAGUUAAGGAUUUCUAGAGGGAAGAAAGUGGAGAUUGUUUUUUAUUCUAGGUGUCUUAUGGGGGACAAAGCUUAAAUAAAUUGCCUUAAUUCUGUGAUAUCUUUCCUUUCUCAUGUGCAAAUGAAUAUUUAAAGAUACAUCUCCAAUUUGUUGCUCUUGUUUGCUGGAAAUUAUUUUUGUUGAGUCACAACAGUUAAUCUAAGUUAAUAUUCACCAUGUUUCUAUUAAAAAGGCAAAGCAAAUAACACUAGUCUCCUUUUACAAAUGAGGACCUUGAGGCAUUUCAAGAUUAGGUUGAACUGUUUCUUUAAGGUCUCUCAGUUAAUAAGUAGCAUAACUGAUGUCAGUACAUGGUCUGGGAUAUCAGUGCUACAGUUCAACAUUCAUUCCGCUCAUCAGAACAAUAAGAAAGAGAGAAGGAAGAAGAAGAAGGGAAAGGAAGAGGAAAAUUAGAAAUUGCUUUUGUUUAUUCUCCAUUAUUCACAGUGUUUAGCACAGCCAUACAUUAUUGUUUUCAAUCUUCAUACUAAUCAUACAUACUUAAUACAUACUAGAUAUUAUUCUAUUUUACAGUUUAGGAAACUAAGUUUCAAAGAUGUUAUAUUCUUUGCUUACAGUCACAUAGCAAGUAUUAGAGAUACUCCAAAACUUGUCUUUACACUGCUGCACAAAACUGACUCUGAGCUGUUCCUUAUUUCCCUAUGGUUUAAAAAAAUAAAUGUUGUAUAAUAUACUUUAAAUUUGAUUUCUGUAGGAAGAGUAGAUUAGAAACAUUCAAAAACAAAGAAACCAAAGUCUGACUGUGAAGCGUGGUGUACUGGUAAUAUCAAUGCUCUUUUAGGGGAAAAUAUAAAUAUGUUUCUGGACUAAAGUGAAAGUGGAGAAUUAAAAGUUGAUAUCAAAACAGAAACAAAGCAAUUUUUUGUGAAGUACACUUUAAUAGCCAUACAGUGGAUCAAAAGAUAUGAUCUCACUUCAUAGUAAAACAGGUCCUGCAAGCCCAGGUAACUCAGGAAGCAGAAUGGUAAUUAUUCACAGAAGAAAGCAGGUAGUAUACUGUUACAAUACUACAGUAGAAAAUCAGAAGGUCACAGAGCUUGCAGAGUAGGUGACAGGACUUGAAACUGCUUGGCCCUCUUUAAAAAGAAAUAAUAAAAUGGGAGAGACUGAAGCAACUUUACCUAACAUGUCUUUGCAAGGUAAAAAGAUGGCCUAUCAAAAGGUCAAUGCAGAUCAAAGAGCUCCAGGACACUCACAGUACUUAGACAAUGAUGAUCUUCAAGCCACUGCCCUUGACUUAGAGUGGGACAUGGAGAAGGAACUAGAGGAGUCUGGUUUUGACCAAUUCCAGCUAGACAGUGCUGAGAAUCAGAACCUAGGGCAUUCAGAGACUAUAGAUCUCGAUCUUGAUUCCAUUCAACCAGCAACUUCACCCAAAGGAAGGUUCCAGAGACUUCAAGAAGAAUCUGACUACAUUACCCAUUAUACACGAUCUGCACCAAAGAGCAAUCGCUGCAACUUUUGUCACCUCUUAAAAAUACUUUGCAUAGCCACCAGUUUAUUUAUUUUUGGGAUUUUCAUAGGUUAUUAUGUACAUACAAAUUGCCCUUCAGAUACUCCAUCUUCAGGAACAGUUGAUCCUCAGUUAUACCAAGAGAUUCUCAAGACAAUCCAGGCAGAAGAUAUUAAGAAGUCUUUCAGAAAUUUGGUACAACUGUAUAAAAGUGAAGAUGACAUGGAAAUUUCAAAGAAGAUUAAGACUCAGUGGACCUCUUUGGGCCUAGAAGAUGUACAGUUUGUAAAUUACUCUGUGCUGCUUAAUCUGCCAGACCCUUCUCCCAGCACUGUGACUCUGAGCAGCAGUGGUCAAUGCUUUCAUCCUAAUGGCCAGCCUUGCAGUGAAGAAGCCAGAAAAGAUAGCAGCCAAGACCUGCUCUAUUCAUAUGCAGCCUAUUCUGCCAAAGGAAUUCUCAAGGCUGAAGUCAUCGAUGUGAGUUAUGGAAUGGCAGAUGAUUUAAAAAGGAUUAGGAAAAUAAAAAAUGUAACAAAUCAGAUCGCACUCCUGAAAUUAGGAAAAUUGCCACUGCUUUAUAAGCUUUCCUUAUUGGAAAAGGCUGGAUUUGGAGGUGUUCUUCUGUAUAUUGAUCCUUGUGAUUUGCCAAAGACUGUGAAUCCUAGCCAUGAUACCUUCAUGGUGUCACUGAAUCCGGGAGGAGACCCUUCUACGCCUGGUUACCCAAGUGUUGAUGGAAGUUUUAGGCAAAGCCGAUCAAACCUCACCUCUCUGUUAGUGCAGCCCAUCUCCGCAUCACUCGUUGCAAAACUGAUCUCUUCGCCAAAAGCUAGAACCAAAAAUGAUGCCUGUAGCCCUCUAGAGCUUCCAAAUAAUGAAGUAAGAGUCGUCAGCAUGCAAGUUCAGACGGUGAAAAAAUUGAAAACAGUUACUAAUGUUGUUGGAUACGUAAUGGGCUUGACAUCUCCAGACCGGUAUAUCAUAGUUGGCAGCCAUCAUCACACUGCACACAGUUAUAAUGGACAAGAAUGGGCCAGUAGUACUGCAAUAAUCACAGCGUUUAUCCGUGCCUUGAUGUCAAAAGUUAAGAGAGGGUGGAGACCAGACCGAACUAUUGUUUUCUGUUCUUGGGGAGGAACAGCUUUUGGCAAUAUUGGCUCAUAUGAAUGGGGAGAGGAUUUCAAGAAGGUUCUUCAGAAAAAUGUUGUGGCUUAUAUUAGCAUCCACAGUCCCUUAAGGGGGAACUCUAGUCUACAUCCUGUAGCAUCACCAUCUCUUCAGCAACUGGUAGUAGAGAAAAAUAAUUUCAACUGUACCAGAAGAGCUCAGUGCCCAGAAACCAAUAUCAGUUCUAUACAGAUACAAGGUGAUGCUGAUUAUUUCAUCAACCAUCUUGGAGUUCCCAUCGUGCAGUUUGCUUAUGAGGACAUCAAAGCAUUAGAGGGUCCAAGUUUUCUCUCCGAGGCCCUUUUUUCUACACGAGCAACAAAAAUUGAAGAAAUGGAUCCGUCUUUCAACCUUCAUGAAACCAUUACUAAGCUCUCAGGAGAAGUGAUUUUGCAAAUUGCCAACGAACCUGUUCUGCCCUUUAAUGCAAUUGAUAUAGCUUUAGAAGUUCAAAACAACCUUAAAGGUGAUCAACCCAACACUCAUCAACUGUUAGCCAUGGCGUCACGCCUGCGGGAGAGUGCUGAACUUUUUCAGUCUGAUGAGAUGCGACCUGCUAAUGAUCCCAAGGAGAGAGCAUCCAACCGCAUCCGGAUGCUGAAUGACAUUCUCCAAGACAUGGAGAAAAGCUUUCUGGUGAAGCAGGCGCCGCCAGGUUUUUAUAGAAACAUCCUGUACCACCUUGAUGAAAAGACAAGCCGGUUUUCAAUACUUGUGGAGGCUUGGGAACACUGCAAACCCCUUGCAUCAAAUGAGACCCUUCAGGAAGCCCUGUCAGAGGUGUUGAACAGCAUUAAUUCAGCUCAGGUUUACUUCAAAGCAGGACUUGAUGUGUUCAGGAGUGUCUUGGAUGGGAAGAAUUGAGAACAGUCUGAGCAUUUUUUAAAGUUUGCUUACAAUUCCACAAGCAAAAGCUCUAAUUUAACCAGAUUUUCUGACAUUGAAGGCUUAUUUUCCCCCAUGGCUUUUUACAAGUAUAAAGCUAUUAUUACAUUGUAUUUUUUAAAUGUAAAUAUAAAAAGAACAUUUUGCACAUUUAAUAUUUUUUGUAUCUACAUUUCUGACUAUGUAAAGCAAGUUAUUGAAAUAGGACUUAAGAAUUACCUAUUAAAAAGAAAUCUGAUAUUUUAUAUAUAAAUACACACACACACACAUACACACACACUAUUUUGAGGAGAAAGUUUCAAGAAGUUCCAGAGUAUCUUUGUUCCUAUGGGCAGAGCAUAUAGGAACACAGUUUAUUCUCUCUGAUAGAGCUAUUAAUGACCUAGUUUCUGUAAAAGAAAUGAAGAGUUGAUAUGGUUCUGAUUAACUUCACUAUUAAGUGUUCAAUAUGAAGAAUUCAAGUAUUGUGACUGAGUGAUUGGUUGACCUAAACCACUUUGAAUGUUUCUAUUUUAUGAAAUGAAGUUUCUCUUCCUAACACAACUAGAUGUAGUAAUACACUGGUUAUGAAAUUGUAUUUUUUUAAGUAUUAAUGAAAAAAGAGCCAUAAGCAUUCCAGGGAAAAAUCUCCAGGUAGCUACACAGAGCAAUUUAAAUGCAAAUUUUUUUCAUAACAACUUACAAGGUGACUAGCUUUGAAACCCCUAAUUUGCCUCAGUUGAUUUUCUAAGACUUUCAGGAGUGAUGUAUGUCUUAAGAGGGAGAAAAAAUAUAUCUUACUACUUUUUCUCUUGUUUCUUUUGGAAACACUGAAACAGGGACUACUCUAAAAUGAAAGCAUCUCACAUUGGUUUUCUUUCUUGUAUCUUUUCUGAAACUCCUUGCUGUAAGGCAGCUUUCACAGAGUACUAUAUAUUUUCCACAGUAAAGUAGCAAAGUUUCUCUUUGAAACCCAAAAUAUCUUCUAAAGCAUCAAAUUUCUAUUUCUGCCUCUGACAAAAAGAACUUACUAUGAAAGAAAUAGUUGUUUUUAUCAAUAAAAUCUCCUUAAUACUAUGAAGAAAUUUUGGUAUUUUUUCUUCUUUAUCCUUAAUUGUGACUAAGAUGGAAAUCUAGAAAAUAUUCAUGCUUCUAAGUUUCUACAGGGUUACUGUAAGAGAGUGUCUCAUCUACACUUCAAUUCUUCUCUCAUGUGGAAAACUAAGUUUUUUAUAUUGACAUUGUCGUUGAAUAGCUCUAGCAAUUAUUAUUAUUCUCCCAAACACUAACAUUCUACCUAUUAAGUAUCAGGUUAAAGUUCUAGUUUAUCUUUAGAAGUUUAUUUGAAAAAUGGUUUUCGUAUACUGGAUAAAGCAAUUCCCCUUAGGAAACAUAGCCUCAGAGUAUUUCAUAUAAAUUUUCUCUACCUAAUUCAAACAUACUUCCCCAUCAUACACCACCAGAGCAACAUUGCAAAUAGUCUGUGUAUAUUUAAAUUUUCACUUUUUAUGGAUGAGCAUAAACCUAGUCUUAGUUUAAAGGCAAACUAAAGUUGAGGGAAGAUAAUUAAUCAAUAUCCAUUAAUUGAUUUAUAAGGUUCAACACUUUCUACCCUAAAUUAUUUUUAUACGCUCAAGGCAAAGCAUGGAAUUGAGGCAAUUAGCUAGAUAAUUCAAGCAGAAACCCAUUUUCAUGGAAAUUGCCUGUGUGCACAUAUUUUUAGAUGAAAAAUGAAACUACCUAACAAUAUUAUUUUUUACCAAUGUAUUUGUUUGAAAACAUUUGCCAUGUUGAAGAAUGUGUAUAGGAAAGGGCUAGAAAUAAACAGGCUUGUGCAUACCGAGACAUUCGUGAUCUUUCUUCCUCUUCAGAGAUCAUCAGAAAAGAGGUGGGAAUACACAUGCAGGUGCAUGUGAGCCCAAAUGCCAGAAAGUCUUAUACCAGAAGAACUUAAAUAUUUAACCACAGGUUGAUGUGUUCAUUCCUGUUAUUCAUUUACAGAUGAAAUUAAAACAAAGAAAGGCAAACUAUUAUCAGUUUGGUAGUUCACUCUUUUAGAGCAAAUUUCUAAAUGAAUUUAUUCCCAUAACCUGCAAUAGCACUGAGAGCAGAAAAUAUGUUUCUUCUUCAUCUUUGUUUAAAGAUUGCGUACCUAGGUAAGUCACAUUGUAUAGAUAAGAACCUUCUGUAUUCCUCACCUGUAAAUUAAAUGUUAUUUGCUAUUUGAAAACUGUAGUUAACUAUGGUUUUUAUUAGUCUAUUAAGAGAUAUGUGGAGAAAUUUAAUUAUAACUAAAGCAGAUGUCCAAAAUUCUAUACAUGCUGCUUUACAUCUUUGCAACAAACCUCUUAACUAGCAGCAUUAUUUCUAUAGUGUGAUUACCUGAGAGUGCCUCCAAAUGUAUAUCAUUUCACUCCCCUCCCCACCCCACCCCCAAUAGAUCCAAAUAAAUAAAAUCCUGAGCAAGUUAAUAGCAAGUGUUAUGUGAAUUGGUAGUAGGUUUAAAUUGUUGCUGAGUUGUCCAUAUGCCUGGUGCUUCUCACAAUCUUUCAUACAUAGAAUCGUGCCUAGGAAAUAAUGAAUCAUGAAUAUUCUCUGAAGAAAAUGUGGCAAAGGCGUAACAGUGAAAUUUAUGUUCAGGCAGGGUAUGCAUGAAAUACUGCCUUUUAUGGAAAAGCGUAAGUCUCAGAAUCAAAAGAAAGCCUAAGAAGGAUUCUGGUCUAAGCCCUGAGAUCUUGCCUUCAGCCAGAGAAGGCACUAUCGGUUACCCCCACCAGAUGUAAUAACUAAACCCAAAGCGAAUAAGAAACUUGGACAUAGUCGUGUAUUUAGUUAGUAACAAAAGCACCACUGGAAUUUAAGCUUCUCUGCUUUCUCAUGCAGUAUAUCUUGCUUUUCCCUGAGGAGACAGGGUUAUAAACGAUCUUUUCCAGUGCAUUCUAUGUAACCAGCCAUUCUAUCAGAUGUUGCAUGGGCUGGUUUUAAUUCAAGGCUAGUUCUUUCUCUGACUGUACCUGACAAACAAAACUGUCCCCAGGAAUUCGGGCAAAGGAAACAAAGACUGCGUACUUGAGAGAACGUGGGGAGAGUCCUUACAGAACACCAGAAGUCAGGAAGAAGGACAUUGAGCAAACUAUUUCCGUGAGAGGGCAAGUUAGGCCAGUGUUAACUAAACAAUCUAAAUCAUCGUUUCUCAAAAUGUGAAAUUUAGAAAGACAGGGCUAGGAAUCUACGUCUUCAGCAGGAUUUCUGGAUGUUUCUUACACACACUGAUGUUUAAGAAUUUCCAAUCUACGUUAAUCAUAGGUUCCAACGUAGGUUCCAAGAAAAUGCUAGUUGACAUUUCUAGAUAGAUUGAAGAGUCACAGUAACAAGAAAGACAUAAAUCUUUGUUAUUAAUGGAAUCAUUAUGAGAAAAGAAAAGUGGACCCAUUUUAUCCCUAAGAAAACAAUUCAGUUGCAGCUUAUAUUUGCGCUUGCUACAUCCCAGGCACUGGUGUUCUAGAAUUUUCCCAUGUAUUUUUUUUUUUUUAAUUCCCACAACAACACAUUUAAAAAUGAGAAAACUAGGUUGAGUGACUUGUCCACAGUUCCAAAGCUAAUAAAAAUGAUGAGGCAUGUUUCUCUUCUGGGCUCACUGUAUUCAGUUCUUUGUUCUUACACUGAGUGCUGAAAAAAAAAAAAAAUCAGACUAUUUUCAUUCUAGAAAGUGAUAUAAUUGGAAAUUUUAACAUAUUUCUCCAAAACUGAUCAGACUGUGCAGUCUGCAAUUUUUUUUUGGUAUAAUAAAAGGGUUCGAAGAAACAAAUGACGUCAUUCCUGAUGAUGGUAGCCCCUCCAACAAUGGUGUAUAUAUGUAGGUAAAGUUUGAAGGUAUCUAAAGAGCAUGAAAAGGCAAGUGCACCAUUGUGGAAUCUCAUGACAAGUAGGCUUACAAACAGUAAAAAGAGACCAGAAACCACAAGUCUUACACUUUCCUUCUCUAAAUGCUUACAUAAUUUCAAUUAAAAAAAGAAAAGCAGGUGCUGUGAUUUAGAACCACAGUUUUAUGUUAUUUUUAAAAAUUCAGAAUAACCAACUGACUUUUUUUAUUAAAUAAAUGUAGAACAUAUAGUAAGUUUCCCCAGAAGAAAGAUAGAUGUUCACAAAAAUAAAAUAAAUACUUAUUUGUGACCAUCUUACUAAUGAUGAAUCAGCAUCUUUGCCUCAAAUGAAAAUCUAUAAUUAUUUGUACGACAAAUUGGUAGACCUAGCCAAAAAUGUUCUCAUGAGACAUUCUGUGAUAUGUGUAAUUGAUUACUCCAAAAAUAAAGCUUUCUCUGAGGGUAACACAUUGUCAUUUCAUUGGUUUAAUGGGCUAUUUAAAUGUGCCUUAGCCGCACAUUUGCUUAAUAGAAAGGAAUUAUUUUAAACUACCAAUCCAUAUGUUGAGUGGAAAGGAAGUUGGCCCACAUAUUCCAAUAAAUAUAUCAGCAACAUAACAGUUUCAUCACGGGACCAUGAAUACAGUGCAGGGAAAAAACAAACAAACAAUACAAUAUUUGAGAAAAUAAAUACUCUGCCCAGCCACACUAGUGAGUUUUUAUUUCUUUUAUGAGUUUAAAUUAUCAACUUUAAAAAGCCUCAUUAGAAUUUGCUAUUCAGAAAGACCUUAAAAACCCUCACAGAGUUCUAAGCAUCCCAUUCAUUGAAAAUACUUUUCAGUUAAGUAGAUUUGUUUUGUGCACUUCACAAUUUUAGGUGACAUGAAUUUGAAGCGCAGCAAAAGAAAUGUAUAAAAGAUAGCCUUUUCUGGUCAUUACCGUGUCUACUCAAGUUUCUGUUUUCUAGGUACACUCUAACAUUGUAAUUUUUCCCCCUGAGAAGUAAUUUUAAGAUCUAUCAGUCUCAAUUUAAAUGAUCUGUUAAUCAGCCAGAGUUUUAGUUUCAUAAUAUCGUUCCAUUGUCUGACAAAGAUAUACACACUAAAGUGCCUUUAGCGGGCCUGGGACUGUCUAGAAUCUUGGUACCCUGAUUAUUGCAAGAAGACAUAUUUCUUAAAACAUUUAUAAUCUUAUAUUUGGAUUUAAUCUGAAUUUACAAAUAAAAGGGUUAAAUUGAGGCAGUUUCAAGUAGCAUUUAAGAAAAUGAAGUGGCUUCAAAUUUUAAUGUUUCUGGUUAGAUUAUUUUGUUUAAAUUAUACAAUUAUAUAAUUUUCUGUAACCAAAAUGGUAAUUUUGAUGGAUUUUUUAAUGCCAAAAUCCAAUCAUCAAGGCCAAAGAAAUGCACGAUUACUCUGCUGUCUUAUGUACGAUUCAGUCAAGAAUUAACUCAGAGGCAUUUGAUUCAGUGCUUACAUCUAGACAAAGUUUUAAUGAGUGCAGACACAGCCUAACAAUAUUUCAUUUAAUUUCUUUGAGGGCUUAAGCCAAUAAACACUGCGGUAGCUUUUCUCAGAAGGAAACAGAUUUUAUUUUCCAGGUGCUAAUUAAUAUGUACCACCUAAGUCCCCAAAGGAUCACACAGGUGCCUGUAUCAUGCCAUAUGUCAUGUGCUAUAUUCCUGCAAGCUCAAGAGAAUAAUAUACCAUCAUUAUUAUGAAUUAUUAUGUUGCAUUGAAGUUAAUGUCAGUCUUUUUUUCUAAUUAAAGUACAAACUUGGCAUGUGAAUAGAAGCUUAGCUAGAGAAGUGGAGUUACAGUCCCUAUUUUAAUGAACUACAUAUAUUUUUCAAUCAAAAUGUUUAAUUAUUUAAUUAUCUAGCCUGCUUGGUAAUCAUAACUCUCCAACUUCUUCAAAGGACCUUUAUUCAAUAUGUUACCACUCAUAUGGUCAUUGCUUAGUGUGUGUUUUAUAUUUUGAAUUUCUUAGAUGCUUUCAGUGUAUGUGCUGGUGUUUUAUUAAUAUUAAAAAUUUUUGUUUACUUCUAUAUCAAACUGCCGCAAAUGGACUACCUUAUUUUGAAAGUUAGAAUAAAAUGCUAUUACUCUCUAAGCAGAACUUUA